CAUUAUGGACGCCGUUGUUCAGUUCUUACAAAGCUGCAGACUACAUAUUGAAAAGGCUCUCGACCGACCAUAUCUAACUUCAGAUUACUUGAAAACUUUUGUACGUUCUAUAGAUUGGAGUGAACCAUUCAUAUUAGGGUUAAUAUGUUUGCACUUGAUUCUGGCCUUUAUUACGAUAAAGACUAGAAACAAGACCAACAUACAAAAUUCUAUCUUCUUUACUUCAGUUAUAACAGUUUUCAACGUGAAGAACUUUAACAAGUUAGGCUCAGAUAACUGGGAGAAGAUAGCGACAAGGAACUAUUUCGACGAGAGCGGUUUCUUCAUAUUUGUCUUUGUAGCUUUACCCUUGUUGUUGAUAGGAAACUUUAUCAUGUUACAUAACGGUUAUUUGGCUUUACAGACUAUUAAGGAGAUACGAAGAGAGAGCAGGAACGCAGCUGCUCGUCGUCAAGCUUCCAAAGAGGAGAAGAAAAAACAAUAAACCAAAUAUAUACAAUUGUUGAAAA
Messenger RNA from Galdieria sulphuraria, 509 nucleotides. RefSeq lists its product as uncharacterized. The record is from RefSeq and is a predicted model, not a curated record. The transcript has 3 exons. Bases 5 to 484 code for a protein of 159 amino acids. NCBI's taxonomy places the organism in Eukaryota, Rhodophyta, Bangiophyceae, Galdieriales, Galdieriaceae.